This is a messenger RNA of Lymnaea stagnalis (great pond snail), 969 nucleotides long. The record is from the annotation of a GenBank genome assembly. Lineage: Eukaryota; Metazoa; Mollusca; Gastropoda; Lymnaeidae.
AGCGUAUUCGUCAUAGGCAAUGACGUCGUCGAGUUUGUCAUCCUGCUCAACAUCGCCGUCAUCUCGCCCGUCAUCUCCAUCUUCGGCAUCGCCUCCAACAUCAUUAACAUCAUCGUCUUCGCGCGCCACGGGUUCAAGGACAGUGUCAACGUCAGCCUGGUGGCCCUGGCCGUCUCCGACGUCUGCUCGCUCGUCCCUCUGCUGUGGCUGUCCGUCGUGCUCAACCCGGCCUUCUCCGCCGUGCCGUUCGUGAGGCUCGAGGUCCAGUACCUGACCGCGUCGUGGCCGCACACCUGCUUCGCCAGGAUCACCAGCUGGGUCACGGCGUACAUCAUGCUGGAGCGCUGCCUCUGCAUCAUCAAGCCGCUGACCGUCAGAACGAUCAUCACGCCCAGACGGGUGCGGUGCAUCAUGGGAUUCAUCUUUGCGGCCGGUGUGGCCGUGGUCUGCCCCACCUAUGCGACCGCUUGGCUGGGGUGGCGGUUCUCACCGGCGGAUAACAGAACGCUUCUGGGGCUGGUGAACCGGCCAGGCUCCAAAGACGUCAUCAAGGCCACCGUUUUCUUCAACAACACCUUAUCUCCUCUGGCUUCCUUCGUCGUCGUUGGAGUCUGCCUCAUCAUCAUAGUGUCGAAGCUGAAGGAGAAAGCAAAGUGGCGAGAGGCGUCCGUGGGUGGCACGAAUCUAAAGAAAAUCUCAGGCAACGACAGGAAAGCCAUCAAAAUGCUGGCAGCGCUUUCCGUGAUGUUCAUCACCAGCGUGGCUCCGAACAUCGGGCUUGUCGUCUGGUACAUCUGCGACAAGGAGUUCACACUGGACGGGGCGUACCGGAACCUGUUCAACACGCUCUUCACGUGCACGUACGUCCUGGAGGCCUCGAACUCAAGUUUCGGGGUCGUCGUCUACUUCACGAUGAACGCUCGGUACAGGGCCACGUUCAUGAACAUCCUCGGUCUCGGCAGGAAAUGA